Messenger RNA from Suillus fuscotomentosus, 1392 nucleotides. RefSeq lists its product as uncharacterized. The coding region runs from base 88 to 1137 and encodes 349 amino acids. The record is from RefSeq and is a predicted model, not a curated record. NCBI's taxonomy places the organism in Eukaryota, Fungi, Basidiomycota, Agaricomycetes, Boletales, Suillaceae. The transcript has 4 exons.
UGUCCCAUAGCCCCUCUCAGGUCAAGAAACCCUCAGGUUUCAGUCACACAGAAACUGUGACCGCGCAACCUCGCGCUGCUACACCCAAUGAACAUGUCCGUGUUGAUGGUGAGUAUAUUUUGGUCUUUCUCUUUCACUGCGCCAAGCCUUGACUCGGUGCCUCCAGUUUCCGUCCGUGUCUUUGAAUCAGAACAUCACUCGCAGUACUAUACCUCGGGUGUUCACACUACACCACCCCUGCAAUACCCACCAGUGACUUCACAGCCUGCCUCGCAGCACUAUACCCUAGAUGUUCACCCUACUCUGCCUUUGCAACACCCCCCAGCGCCUCCACAGCCUGUGCGAGAUCAGCCUCGUACAAAUUGGCCAAUCCCUUCUCAGGUCAGCAGUUCAACUACGGGCAUGAUCGACGAGCCACCUAGACAAAACCUACAAAAGCCACCUGCUACUAGUAUUGACUCGACUGAUCCAACUGCACGCGCCUCUGCUGUCCACCAACCCCAGGCACCUACUAGUGGCGAUAUCGAAUGGAACGUCUGGCCUGAUGGCCACAUCACACGAAUUUACUCACGCGAAGAUGCCAAACGACCCGAGGUCAAUGAUUUCCAUGUCCACUGGGCUUGCGAGGGUCUAGGUGCGCCUCGAAAGCAACGUAGAGGCUCGCUUGAUGCCCUAGAGUGGCAGGAAGGUGUGCGUACUCGUCGACGCUGCAAUGGCAUCAUUGUAUGUGCCAACCAUGAAUCCAAGGGUGGAUCGUGUGCUAUUGUUGUCCGUCCUACUACGACCAAGAAACUCAUUGCCAAACAGCUUAAGGCAUCAUGCUCUUGUGGUGCCAUGCUCGUCCAUAAUAAUUGUGGUAUAAUUUAUGAUCUUUUCAAAUUUUCAGAAGGUGUAUGCUUCGUUCAUCGAGGCUUUCACCACCACAUUCGCCCACCACGACGACUGCAUCUGACGAAAAUGGAAUCACAUCACUUCCGGCAAGUCAUCAAGGAGCACCCCCACAUGAGUGCAGCACAGCUUGUGAUGGGCCGCCCGGGCAUCGAUGGACUACAUGAGUCAGUUGCAACCAUCUCUCCGGUGCUUCUGAAUAUGGCCAGGGUGGACCAUGAGAGGAAAAAGGUGUUCACUAAGAGCUGAGGCAAGGAUAUUAUUGCAGAUUAGUUGAUGCACUCUACGGGGAUCAUAAACGUCGUCGCAUGAUUCGGCUUGGCAGAUGGACACAUGCGCGCGAGGUUCCCCAGCAUGAAGAUGUCAUCGCAAACUUUAGACACAUUCCCUACAGCUUUAAUAUCGACGAAGCAUUGGCUCCUCACAGUCAACUCCUCACAAAUAUUUUUGAGCAGCCUGAUCCUGCAAAGAUGCGCAAUGCAGUCCCAGUGCUUGGGUACCUUG